Trematomus bernacchii (emerald rockcod) is the source of this 1784-nucleotide messenger RNA. Its product is annotated as calcipressin-1-like. Lineage: Eukaryota; Metazoa; Chordata; Actinopteri; Perciformes; Nototheniidae. Bases 475 to 1080 code for a protein of 201 amino acids. Gene Ontology annotation, cellular component: nucleus; cytoplasm. Gene Ontology annotation, biological process: calcium-mediated signaling. The record is from RefSeq and is a predicted model, not a curated record. Gene Ontology annotation, molecular function: nucleic acid binding; calcium-dependent protein serine/threonine phosphatase regulator activity. The transcript has 4 exons.
UCAUUUAAGUGGCUGUGGAGCAGUAAGACAGAGAGGAGAGAAAGAGAGCUGAGAAGAGACAGGCUCUCCACACCCAAAUCUCUGGAAAAUUCCUCAUUUUGCAGAGCUAACACACAUCGAGGAAGACUCGGGAAGAAGAAAAGGGAAUGCUGGAUUGUGUAUUUCCGGAGAUUCAGACGAGAUAACCUUGGAAUGUGGGGUAGGAGGCUACUGCAUCUCUAACACUGUGCACUGGGAGGACAUAAACGAGUGCUUUACCACCACAGAAGAAGACCAGCUGUUUCCUCUUACAGAGCAUCUAUUCCUUCCUUCUCUUCUGCCACCCUGGGGAAGGCAACGCUCCUCCGUUCUCCCCCUUCCUCUUCAUCGGCACCGCCGCCGCCUUCGCAACGCCUGAAGAUAGUGUCCGCGUCCCGCUGCGCCCUGACCUCAGGUAUCAGGUGGAGAAGGUUCCGCCUCCCUGGGUCCCCCAUCAUGCACAUCAAGACCACCAAGUGUAACCGCUUCUGCCUGGUCGCCUCGGUGAGCAACCAGGAAGUGUUCAGCCGUCCCGAGGCACAGGGCAGCUUUGAGGCCUUGUUCCGUUCCUUCGAGCCGGAGGUGCAGUUCCAGUACUUCAAAUCUUUCCGCAGAGUGAGGAUCAGCUUCAGCGAUGCUCUGGCUGCAGCCGAGGCCAGACUGCAACUCCACAAGACCGACUUCAAGGGCAAAGAGAUGAGACUUUACUUCGCUCAGUCUGUCCACAUAGGCAGUCCUCGGCUGAUGCCCCCCAAGCCGGAUAAGCAGUUCCUGAUCUCGCCCCCCGCCUCCCCCCCGGUGGGCUGGGAGCAGUCUAAGGAUGCCAUGCCCGUCGUCAACUACGACCUGCUUUGUGCCAUCUCCAAGCUGGGACCAGGGGACAAGUACGAGCUCCACACCGCCACCCCCACCACCCCCAGUGUCGUCAUCCACGUCUGCGAUGACGAGCGAGGCGACAGCUCCGCCCCCGACGACAGUGACCAAGACGACAAACCCCGCCCCCUGCGGCCGAAGAUCAUCCAGACACGGCGCCCCGACUUCACGCCCGGAGUGGAGCAGUGAGAAGAGACAUUUCAUCAUGAAGCGAUCGGUGGAGAGCGGAACACGCUCUGAGCUUUGAGAAAGGGUUCGGGACCCGAGGGUGCCGCCAUGUCCCGUAGACGAGCAUUUCAUAAGACGGACAGGAAACUUAGUGUCCAUUGCUGCGUUCACGUCCCGUGAGAAAGACGGGAGAUAUGAACUUCCUAGUGGAAAACACUGCUCACUUUAGCCAUCGGGUCAUCUGUACUGCUUGUGAGGAGUAAAGAUGGAACUAAAGGAAAUAUUAGUGUUGAACUGUAGGAACAAAUGUAUAACCAUGUUUUGAUCGUAGUGCAAUGGAGGGAGAUUUUUCGGUGAUGUUUUGCAAAAAGACCUGAAAUGUACCAUGACUUAUUUUGUGUGUUUGUGAGAUUAAGCUGGCCAGGUUAAAAAAAAGUGUGUACAAGACCUUCACAGGGAUGUGGAUGUUGGUUAUUCCCCCAUAACAUGAAUGCGGCAUCAUUCUGGUAGGUCAUGUUUGUAUUUUUUUUAUUGUGUAUAAUUUAUCACAUUAUCUUUAGUUAUUGUCAAUGGCUACAGCUACUUAUUAAUCAAUGUUGGUGUCAUAUUUUCCUCUCCAGGAUCUUUAUUCAGGCUGAUUUGUGAAGCUGUCUCGCAUUACAGCGGCAGCUGCAUUCAUCUUCAUUUACAUUAUUGAUUUACAAUUAAAAAAUGUUUCAAGUUCA